CUUAUGAUUGGAAGUGGUUUCUCUAGUAUUCUGAUAGUUUAAGUUCUUUCUCCAUCGCGGCAAGAUGGGUAUUUCUCGGGAUCACUGGCAUAAGCGGAGAGCCACUGGUGGAAAAAGGAAGCCCAUUCGCAAGAAGAGGAAAUUUGAGUUGGGACGUCCAGCUGCAAAUACCAAACUUGGCCCACAGCGAAUUCAUACUGUCCGUACACGUGGAGGUAAUAAAAAAUACAGAGCACUUAGAUUGGACGCUGGAAACUUUUCCUGGGGUUCUGAAUGCAGUACCAGGAAGACUCGUAUUAUUGACGUUGUUUACAAUGCGUCAAAUAAUGAACUAGUACGAACCAAAACUUUGGUGAAGAACGCCAUUGUUACCAUCGAUGCUACACCUUUUAGACAGUGGUAUGAAGGUCAUUAUGUACUGCCACUGGGUCGCAAGAGAGGCGCUAAACUUACGGAAGCUGAAGAAGAAGUAUUGAAUAAAAAACGUUCUAAAAAAGCAGAAUCCAAAUACAAGGCAAGACAACGAUUUGCCAAGGUUGAACCUGCUUUGGAAGAACAAUUUGCAACGGGACGUGUUCUUGCUUGUAUAGCAAGCAGGCCUGGACAGUGCGGUAGAGCUGACGGUUAUAUUCUUGAGGGCAAGGAGCUUGAGUUUUAUAUGAGGAAGAUUAAGAGCAAGAAAGCUAAAUAAUUAUAAUUAUGAUUCAUUAAUAAAAAACGAGCUUGAAAUACGAAAAAAA
This is a messenger RNA of Acromyrmex echinatior (Panamanian leafcutter ant), 740 nucleotides long. RefSeq names its product ribosomal protein S8 (gene RpS8). The record is from RefSeq and is a predicted model, not a curated record. Gene Ontology annotation, cellular component: ribosome. Gene Ontology annotation, biological process: translation. Gene Ontology annotation, molecular function: structural constituent of ribosome. Lineage: Eukaryota; Metazoa; Arthropoda; Insecta; Hymenoptera; Formicidae.